AUGUGCCAUGGCGCAUUUUGGGUCCUUUGGCUCGGCCUGUGUCCUUGGGGUCCCGAGGCCCAGAAAGCCGUGGUCCUGGAGACGAGGAAACCAGAUUCGAUGAUCCUCUUUCCUUCAGAAAAGGAGAAGGACAAAAAGGAAGCGGCGGUGGCAGCGGCCUCCCCUGCUGUGAGAUUGGCCAGUCUGAAGCUGAGCAAACACCGCCGCUUUUGCGGGGACAAGGACGGGCAGUUCCCUGCAUGCCCAGACGCGGAUGCCAAGCAGGAAGCAGUGAAACCAGCAGCGAAGCCAGCAGCGAAGCCAGCAGCCAAACCAGCAGAGCCAGAGGCGAAGCCGGCAAAGCUGGAGCUUGGAAGUGAUGCUUCGCCAUGUGCAAGCUGCUUGCAUUCGAAGACGCUGCCGUGUUUCUAUGACGAAAGUUGUCCCGGAGUUGGCUGUGGUGCGCAGGGGCACAAGAAUUGUCGCUUCUGUGGGGGCGAGCAGUUCCCAGCCUGUCCGGAUCCCAAUGCCCCCAGUGCCAAGCCAAAGCCCGGCACGACUGCGAUCUCGGCCAAGCAUGCUGCAGUAACUGCGCCUGCUACAAGUUCGGGAGCUUCCGGGGAUCCACAGAUGACAGAUGAUGUAUUGGACGAAGCUCAGGAUUUCGAUAUCUACAGAUGUAUGGCUGGAUCUGCUGUGGACACCCACGCCAUGGAAGAUGAUGAUAUCGCAGAUCUGACUGGUGCACUGAAGUAUGUGCACACCGAGAUCUUGACAGAACACUUGCAGAGCCCAAUCCGUCAGACCAGGAAGUAUGGGAUUGAUGUGGUCACUCGCCACAGGAUGAAGUUUAAGAAUCCGUCAACGGUACAGAAGACGCCGAAUGCCCUGCAGGGGGAGUUCAGCCAAUUUGUGACCUAUGACUUUGGAAAGGCAACCAAUCCGGCACAGAUGCCAAUCAUCAAGGAGCAGGGCGACUUUGUGGGCAUCGCGCCCUGCACCGAUUUGAAAUGCGACGUGCGCUUUCCAAGUCCGAAACCCUAUUCCUGGCUUUCCAUGGGCAACUGGUGUCCGAACUUAUCCUGGGACAAGAAAGGGACCAAGAGCCAUCCAAAUCCCAACUGCUUGAAGCAUAGCGAUGGGACGUUCAUCAAAGGUGGGCUUUGUGAGAACGGCUUUAAUCACCAGAGCUUCCUGCCAGGGCCGGAGCCUCCCACUGGAGAGCAGGGCUGUGUCUAUAAAUAUGGCAAAGCCACCAUGGUGAAGCUGGAUGAUGUGGCAGCCUGGCAUGAUGAGUAG
Molecule: messenger RNA, 1278 nt
Organism: Cladocopium goreaui
Lineage: Eukaryota; Dinophyceae; Suessiales; Symbiodiniaceae
Source: the annotation of a GenBank genome assembly